Molecule: messenger RNA, 1774 nt
Organism: Carassius carassius (crucian carp)
Lineage: Eukaryota; Metazoa; Chordata; Actinopteri; Cypriniformes; Cyprinidae
Product: MIF4G domain-containing protein B
Exons: 6
Coding region: 90-758 (222 amino acids)
Biological process (GO): regulation of translational initiation
Cellular component (GO): cytosol
Molecular function (GO): protein binding; RNA binding; translation activator activity
Source: RefSeq, a predicted model, not a curated record
AGUGUUGGCAGAUUCGCCUGCGGGAGACCGAAGCGAAAGAGCGAGGGUUAGAUAUGUGAAAAACAUUUGCACGUUUACGGUUUUUAAUAAUGGAGAACUCAUCUAAAGAAGAGUACAAGAUCCAGUCGUUUGAUUUGGAGACACAGAAACUCCUCAAAACUGCUUUGAAAGACCCAGGUUCAGUUGACCUGGAGAAAGUGUCCAAUGUAAUAGUGGACCAGUCUCUGAAGGACCAGAUCUUCAGCAGAGAGGCCGGACGCAUCUGUUACACGAUUGUCCAGGCAGAGGCUAAGCAGACCAAUGGUAAUGUGUUUCGGCGUAAUCUUCUGAACCGACUGCAGCAGGAAUUUAAAGCCAGAGAGGAGACACGGAAGAGAUCCACUCAGGAGUGGGUUUGUCUCGUAUCCUUCAUCUGCAACAUCUUUGACUACCUCAAGGUGAACAACAUGCCCAUGAUGGCCCUUGUGCACCCCGUGUAUGACUGUUUGUUCAGACUGGCCCAGUCCGAUGCCCUGCAGAAUGAGGAGGAGGUGGACUGUCUGGUGUUACAGUUGCACCGAAUCGGAGAUCAGCUGGAGAAGAUGAACAUGCAGCUCAUGGAUGAGCUGUUCAAUCUGCUGAGGGAUGGAUUCCUCCUGCAGGAGGACCUGAGCUCCAUGGGCCGCCUGCUCCUGCUCGAGAUCCUUGAGUUUCGUGCGGGAGGCUGGACUCUCAGCGAAACGGCUCAGAAAUACUACUACAGCGAAGUGACGGACUGAAGCCUUCACCAAUCAGGAGAAAGACACAAGAAGGAGGGAUGAAACCGCAAUCCAUAAGAAGCAAGUGUGAAGUUUUUAUUUUGUUUUAUAUUUAACAUCGAUGAAGGCUUGGAGAUUCACUAGGUAUGAGGUUUGACAUGGAAUGAACAUUUGUCAAAUUUAGAGGUAGAACUGUUUUAUUUUAUUUUUUUAAAGCCAACUUGAAUUGAUGUGAAGUUCAUCUUAUUCACUUUCAUAUUACACAUUCAUGGUUUUAUUUAUUCACAUCCAGUUAGUAGAAACAUUUUUAUAACUAAAGGGCUUGUUUUUUUUCAUAAUCACAGUAUAUUUAGCCAUUGGUCACAGAUCUUUAGACAUUAUUGUUCGAAAGUGAAUGGAGUUCAAAUACAUCUGAUCAUUGAAGUGUUGCAAUAGCAGCAUUACAAUCAUAAUUCAUUUGAUUUAGGUCUUAUAUUUGUGUAUGAUUAGCUGCUUUUAAUAUCAAUAUAUUUAAUACAUUUUUAGUGGUUUGAUUUUCUUAAAUUGACUAACAAAUGAUAUUUGCCUCAGUAGGAAGAACAGCUAUUUCUAUUGUAUAGAAAGGAUUACUUUAUAUAUUUGUUCUAUAAUAUGUCCUAUACAAUUUAUACCUGUGACAAAAUCAAUGUUUUUAAUGAACCAAAAAUAGUUCAUAAGAAUCACAUUUAUAGUUUGAAAAGUAGACUGGAUGUAUAUCCAACAAAAUUUCUACAGGUGCUGGAUGAAGACAAAGCGUCUUAAAUGUGUAUACGUUUGCACAGUUAUGACAAUAUUUUUCUUAUUUCGUAUCAUUUCAAUCUGAUGGAGAUCCACUGGACUGAAAUGUCAACAUGAUGUCAGGUGAUAUGCCAAAAUGUUGUAUUUGAAAGUAUAAAAAGUAAACUCCUGUGUAGCUGCUUUUGGCCUCACUGAUUCCUCAGGCUCUUGCCGAUUAGACAAUGACUUGUAUAGCCACAAGUUUCAAAUAAAGAACAAACUGUAUUUCUGAGUCAAGAUAA